Messenger RNA from Dracunculus medinensis (Guinea worm), 1770 nucleotides. The record is from the annotation of a GenBank genome assembly. Lineage: Eukaryota; Metazoa; Nematoda; Chromadorea; Rhabditida; Dracunculidae.
CAAAUUGGUUAUGAAGAAAUGUCCUCGAUUUUAAAUAAAUUCAGCACACAACCAAUUAUUCGAGAAUUAACCGCUGAAAACGGAAUUAAUGCAAAACUUUUCAUUAAAGCAUUCAGUGUUGAUAGCUUAUUUGUUUACUUCCUUACUCAUGCACGUAAAGUGUUUCCGCAUCUCGAAUGUAUGGAAGAUCUUAAAAUAAUAUCAGAUUUAACAAAACCUCAUAAUUGGUAUCCUUUAGCCCGAGAAAUCCAGAGGAAAGUCAUAUUUCAUUGCGGACCAACAAAUAGUGGUAAAACAUAUGAAGCAUUAAAGCGAUUUCGUGAAGCAAAGACUGGUUUCUACUGCGGUCCUUUGCGAUUACUUGCGACUGAAAUUUAUAUGAAAAUGAAUGAUGAUGGAGUGCCUUGUGAUUUGGUGACCGGUGAAGAUCGACGAUAUGCCUAUGGGCAAUCAGAACCAUCUAGUCGUCUUUCUUGCACUGUUGAAAUGUUACCAACUUCUGUACAGGUCGAUGUCGCGGUUAUUGACGAAAUUCAAAUGUUAAGAGAUGAAACUAGAGGAUGGGCUUGGACAAGAGCAUUACUUGGUGUGGCUGCUAACGAGAUUCAUCUAUGUGGUGAGGCAUCCGCAUUACACAUUCUUCGUGAACUGUUGGAUCCAAUCGGUGAACACAUUGAAGUUCAUCGUUAUGAAAGGAAAUCUCCAUUGUCCGUUGAAACGCAUGCAUUAGGGAGUUUAAGUAAUUUACAAGAUGGCGAUUGCAUUGUUUGCUUUCAACGGCGUCAAAUUUACAAUUUGGCAUCCAGACUCGACAGGUUAGGAAUAAAGCGAGCCGUUAUUUAUGGCAGUUUGCCUCCAGGAACAAAACUUGCUCAAGCUGCGGAAUUCAAUGAUCCUAAUAAUCCUUGUAACAUAUUAGUUGCCACAGACGCUAUUGGAAUGGGCUUAAAUUUAAAUAUUAGAAGGUUUUCUUAUACGCAAGACUUAUUGCCCAAUUUUAUGAUUCAACAAAUAGCUGGUAGAGCUGGACGGUAUGGUUCUUCCUAUCCUGAUGGAAAGGUGUUAACAUUCAAUGAAGCUGAUAUGCCUAUUCUUAAGCGACUGAUGUCUCAGCCAGUUGAACCAAUUGUGCGUGUUGGUUUGGCUCCAACCUAUGAGCAGUUAGAAAGUUUUUCUUUGCAUCUUCCAAAUGCAUCAUUUGUAUCGUUAUUGGAUAUUUUUAAAUCACUUUGUUCCUUAUCUGAACAUUUUUUCAUUAGUUCUGUCGAUCAGAUCAAGAAUGUGGCAGAAAUAAUUGACGGAAUGCCACUUACUUUAAAGGAUCGAUAUAUUUUCUGCAUAUCACCAGUCGAUGUCGAAAAGGAACUAAUGAAAGCAUAUUUUAUUAGAAUGGUCAGAAGAUUUUCCACUUCUCAAACAAUAACUUAUGAAUGGUUUUGUAAUGAAAUUAAGUGGCCUGUUCCAGUUCCAACCACUCUUUCUCGAUUGCUGGAAGUUGAACAAAUUUAUGGUAUAGUUGACCUAUAUUUGUGGCUGCAUUAUCGAUUCCCGGGAAUGUUUCCAGAUCAAGAAGCAAUUAGUGAAAUAGAAUCUCAAUUAGAUAAUAUAAUCCAAAAGGGUAUAGCAAAAGUUAUUGAAAAUAUUGACAUUGAAAAAAAAGUGUCAGCUGAGGAUGAUCAAAAGUCAAUACCUGCAAAUGGAAAUGUGGAACUCUCCGAGGAGGUGUUUUUUAAUUUUUUAAUUUUGUUUGUGAAGAGCUAUUUGAGAUAA